This is a messenger RNA of Ostreobium quekettii, 1296 nucleotides long. The record is from the annotation of a GenBank genome assembly. NCBI's taxonomy places the organism in Eukaryota, Viridiplantae, Chlorophyta, Ulvophyceae, Bryopsidales, Ostreobiaceae.
AUGAAGAGCCUGGAAUCUGCGGAAAUGGUUGUCUCGCAGGCCAUGGACCAUUUUCGGUUCCUGCUGACCGAUGAGGCGGAGGGGUACAGGACUAGCGCCAGCCCAGAAGUGCAGGUCUUCAAUGCCAUCCCCCAGGAUGGCAUUGAUCUUAAGGACCUCCAGGAAGGCCUGGACAAAGUUGUGAGCGCAGCAGGCUUCAAACAGGCGAUGCAACUGAAAUGGAUCAAAUGUGACAAAUCUACUGGAUCAACAACUGUGCUGCGGCUGGCGGAGUUCGUGGAAGACAGGGUGCAAGCACUGCUGCAGUCUGUGGCUGAUGGUGAAGAUUUACCAAAGGCGGACAUUGACCUUCUGAAGAAACGGCGCCUAAUCAGACCACAAUCUUGGAAGACCUACAAACUGGUGAAGGGGCCUAAGUUUGCACUUGAAAAGAGGAAACCCGCGACAGAGCUGACACAUGAAAUGCUGAAGACGGGAGCAUGGAAAGACCUCGAAUUCAAGCCAUAUAAUUUCGAUGCCCUUGGCCAACUGCCAUUGGGAGGCCACCUCCACCCUCUCAUGAAGGUGCGCACACAGUUUCGCAAAAUCUUCACCCAGAUGGGCUUUGAAGAAAUGCCAUCCAAUCAGUACGUGGAGAGCAGCUUCUGGAAUUUCGAUGCACUUUUUCAACCGCAGCAGCACCCUGCAAGAGAUGCCCAUGACACGUUCUUCCUCACAAACCCAGCGACAUCAUCGAAUUUCCCACCUGAUUACAUGGAAAGGGUGAAAACGACCCAUGAAUCAGGCGGCUAUGGUUCAAGGGGAUAUGAAUACCAUUGGAAACUUGCAGAGGCAGAAAAGAAUGUGCUGAGGACUCACACAACUGCAGUGUCCUCCCGAAUGCUUUACAAGAUUGGCCAGGAAGGUUUCAGGCCAGUCAAGUAUUUCUCCAUUGAUCGGGUGUACCGCAAUGAAGCCAUCGAUCGUACACAUCUGGCUGAGUUUCACCAAAUCGAAGGCCUGGUUUGUGACAAGGGACUCUCCCUUGGUGACUUGAUUGGCACCUUGCACCAGUUCUUCACUAGACUGGGGCUGAAACAGAUACGCUUCAAGCCUGCAUACAAUCCAUACACAGAGCCGAGUAUGGAGAUUUUUAGGUGUGACGGAAGCCUAUUGGGGGUGGGAGCUUGCUGUUAUCUCGCUACUCUGAACAGCUGGGCAAAUGGAUCGAGGUUGGAAAUUCCGGCAUGUUCCGUCCUGAGAUGCUUCGGCCCAUGGGGCUGCCUGAGGAUGUCAGCGUCAUUGCCUGGGGCCUGA